Molecule: messenger RNA, 288 nt
Organism: Prunus armeniaca (apricot)
Lineage: Eukaryota; Viridiplantae; Streptophyta; Magnoliopsida; Rosales; Rosaceae
Source: the annotation of a GenBank genome assembly
AUGAAUGGGCAAAAGCGAGGGACAACUUUCGAAGCGAUUAUGCAAGCACAAAUGUGGUUCGAUGCCAUUGGCCAGGAUGUCACUCCACGAUUCACCGACAUCGAAUUCGUCGUUGGACUCCCUGAUGAAUCAAGACUCACCAAUUCAAAGGGAGUCAAGCCUAUUGGAAGAAAGGCGGCAAAUGCCAAGGCAAGAGAAUCUGACAAGGCAAGAGAUGAAGCAUUGAGAAUUGAGAGAGACAUGAAAAGAGAUGAGGCUGACAAGGCAAGAGAUGAAGCAUGUGCAUGA